AUGGGGGUGUUACAAGACAACCACAAAAGAUGUGUGACAUUUGCAGCAGGGCUGCUUGAUAAGGAGGACGUGGAGUCGUACAGCUGGAUAUUGAAGCACUUCAAGAACGCAAUGGGGACUGCACCACCCCUAAUAAUUACCGAUCAAGACCCAGCUAUGAAGAUUGCAAUAGCAGAUGUGUUUGCAGGUAGCCGGCACCGAUACUGUAUGUGGCACAUAAUGACCAAAGUAAGUGAGAAAGUUGGAACUGAGAUGUCAAAGAACAACGAAUUUCGGGGGGCAUUAAACAUUGUUGUGUGGAACGAGAAAUCAACAAGGGCAGAAUUCGAGAUUGGGUGGAAAACAGUAAUUGAAAAAUAUGGACUACAGGAAAACCGAUGGCUAAACCGUAUGUACGACGAGCGUGCAUCAUGGGUGCCCGCAUUUUUCGAUGAUGUGUUCAUGGAUGGCCUACUACGUACCACUUCCCGUUCGGAGGCGGAGAAUAGGAUUUUUCAGAGUAACAUGAACAGGCACUUAUGCCUUGUUGAAUUUUUCGGCCGUUUCGAGCGUGCGGUUCGAAAGCAACGAAAUAACAACUUAGAAUUAAGCGCAGGUUGCUACGGACAGACCCCAGAUUUUGAGACCUCCCUAAGCAUUGAGCGCGCAGCAGCAGCAGUGUACACACUGACUAUUUUUUAUGAGGUCCAAAAGCAAAUAAGUGCAUCCUGUUUUAAAUGUCUAGUGCGAGCAUUCACCAAGGCAGAAGGGGUGCAAACAUAUGUGAUAGAGGAUGAAAACGAGGAGCGAUACACCGUUAUAGUCCAAGACGGGAGCAACAGCAUAGCGUGCACAUGCAAAAUGUUAUUAGUUGGAGACUAA
This is a messenger RNA of Ipomoea nil (Japanese morning glory), 861 nucleotides long. Its product is annotated as protein FAR-RED IMPAIRED RESPONSE 1-like. Gene Ontology annotation, biological process: regulation of DNA-templated transcription. NCBI's taxonomy places the organism in Eukaryota, Viridiplantae, Streptophyta, Magnoliopsida, Solanales, Convolvulaceae. Bases 1 to 861 code for a protein of 286 amino acids. The record is from RefSeq and is a predicted model, not a curated record. The transcript is spliced from 2 exons.